AUGGCUGACGAUCAAGACAAAGAUUUGCAGAGGUUUCUUAAAAAUGUGGAUGAGAUUGCCAACUUAAUUCAGGAAAUGAAUUCUGAUGACUUGGCGGUGCAGCAGAAAGCCUUCGUCGAGACAGAGAAGAGGCUACUGCAUAUGAAGGAAGAAGAGGAGGAGGAGGAUGGAUGCAGGACUGCCUUGAACAAGACCAUGAUCAGCCCGCCACAAGCUCCCACUGAGAAUACAGAUGAACUCAACCCAGAGGCCUUCCUGGCGUCCGUGGAAAAGGAUGCAAAGGAGCGAGCCAAGAGAAGAAGAGAAAGCAGAGCCCUGGCAGAUGCCCUGAAGGAGCAGGGGAACGAGGCUUUUGGCAAAGGUGACUAUGACACAGCCGUGCUGCGCUACAGCGAGGGUUUGGAGAAGCUCAAAGACAUGAAGGUUCUGUACACCAACCGAGCCCAGGCUUACAUAAAACUGGGGGAUUACCAGAAGGCUCUGGCAGAUUGCGACUGGGCUCUGAGGUCAUUAUCUUUCAUGCAGUGUGAUGACAAAUGCAUAAAAGCAUACUUCCUCAUGGGAAAAGCCCACUUGGCUCUGAAGAACUACAGCACGUCUAGAGAAUGCUACCAGAAGAUCUUAGAAAUAAACUCCAAGCUGCAGACACAGGUUAAAGGAUACCUACACCAAGUGGAUCUUCGGGAAAAGGCAGACCUUCAGGAGAAGGAAGCCCAUGAACACCUUGACUCAGGAAGAAACACAGCCGUGUCCACCAAGAACCUCCUGGUGACCCUAUCCAAGCCUGGCCAGACGCCUCUGUUCUAUGCUGGGGGGAUUGAGAUCCUGACUGAGAUGAUGCAAGGCUGCACAGAACAAACGUUAUUCAGAACCCACAAUGGAUUCAGUGUCAUCAGUGACAACGAGGUCCUAAGAAGGUGCUUUUUCGUGGCAGAAAAGGAUGCAAUUGAAGAAACAGCCUGUGUGUCUGUUCUAAAGCUCUGGCAAGCAGUGUGCAGUGGAAAUGAAGAAAAUCAACGUCUGCUUGUGUCACGCCAAGAGUGGGCCAGGCUGCUGCCCUCCUUCCUGGCCUCCAGAAUCCUGGUCAUCCGACAGCAGAGCCUGGCCCUGCUGCUACAGAUCGCACAGACGGGGAAUGGACGGGACCUCAUUAUCUCCCACCUCGACCUGACCCAGUUAUUGGAAGCCCUGGUAUCAUUUCUGGAUUUCCCAGAUAAGAAAGCCACCAAUGCUACCAGACUGCUUACAGAACUGGCCCUAGAGGACAGACUCCAAGGCUGGUUGCGGGUCAACCUUCCAGGGGUCCUGCCUGCACUCACAAGCAUCCUGAAGCAUGAUCCCAGGACAGCCAACCCCACGGCACUCUGCCAGUGUCUCACCAUCCUGGGAAACCUCAGCGCUGAGCCCGCCACCCGAAGACACAUGGCAGCCUGUGAAGAAUUUGGGGAUGCCUGCUUGGGUCUCCUGGCCAAGUGUGAGGAGGGUGAAUCCAGGUUCCGAGAAGUCACGUACAUGCUCCUGGGACUCAUGAUGAACUUAUGUCUUCAGAUUCCCUAUGUCUCAGAGUCAUGGGCCACGGAGGUGAGCACGCAGUGCCUGUCACUCCUGAAGAGCCAGGAUGGAGGCAUCCUGACGAGAGCAGCUGGUGUCCUCAGCCGGACCCUCCCUUCCUCUCUGAAAGUCACUGAGGCAGCCCUGAGAGCUGGAGUGGUGAAGAAAAUGAUCAAAUUUCUGAAGACAGGAGGCCCGACAGCAUCACAUUAUGCCAUCAAGAUCCUUGCUAUCUGCACGAAUACUUGCCACAGUGCUCGGGAGGAGUUAGUGAGGCUGGAUAAACAUUUCAACAUCUUGCUGCAGCUGCUCAACUCUGAGGAUGAAGUCCUGGCGGGCAACGCUGCCCUCUGUCUUGGCAACUGUAUGGAGGUGCCCCAAGUGGCAACCUCCCUGCUGCAGACCGACCUCGUACAGGUCCUAUUGAAGCUGGCAGGUGGCAAUGCAGAGAAGACGGCUGUGCAGCUCAAUGCAGGCAUCGCGCUGGGGAAGUUGUGUACAGCCGAGCCCAGGUUUGCCACUCAGCUGAGAGAGCUGCACGGGAUAGAAAUUCUCAGCUCUACGAUGAAAUACAUCAGCAAUUCUUGAGGGUCAUGGUGUCUGCGUGUACUUUUGUGAAUUCACAACUGUUUGCAGGCACAUGGCUGUAUGCUAUGGUUUGUUCCUUUGUUUAUAAUAAAGAUUUUUGCCAGAGUCAAA
Molecule: messenger RNA, 2250 nt
Organism: Ochotona curzoniae (black-lipped pika)
Lineage: Eukaryota; Metazoa; Chordata; Mammalia; Lagomorpha; Ochotonidae
Gene: TTC12
Product: tetratricopeptide repeat domain 12
Exons: 21
Coding region: 1-2139 (712 amino acids)
Molecular function (GO): protein binding
Source: RefSeq, a predicted model, not a curated record